ACUCAAGGGCAUGGCGGACGAUAAAUAAAUAGAACUAGGAUGUCAAUUGCAGGUGAGGGCCGCGACCUUCUAGGAGGUCUGCCACCCGACAUCUUGCACACGCGAAUCCUUGCUAAGCUCGGCGCUGCCGGCUGGCGAUCUUUGCGGCUUACCAACACAUACUUCGCGGCUCAACACAAGCAGCAUGCAGCGCAGCUGGUCGUCCGGCUUUGCGACGAGGCCUUGCGAGCUCUUGCCGCCUGUGGGGGCUUGCUGGCUCGCUACCCCCACUGCACGCAUCUGGAGCUGGACUGCGACCCCUCGCCCCUCACCCCGCUGGCUUCCGUCGCCGAGGUCGCCGAGCUGCUACAACUACUGUCUCGGCCGCAGCAGCGCGAUGAGCUGGGGCCCAUCGGCUGCGCCACCGUCGGCGGGGGCUGCAGCAGCAGCAGCAGCAGUAGCCUGACGCUGCGGCAUGCGGAAUGCUCGCCCGGACUGGGCGGGCUGCAGCCCCUCUCCCUGGGCCUUACGGCAGCGGCUACAGCCGAUGGCAAACACGCCACAGCAUCUAGGCAACCCGACGCAGGCGCCCAUGAAGAUGCAGCCACGGAGGCAGCGACACGGCUGCAGCAGCAGCUGCGGCUUAGCGACAAGCGUGGCGCCAGCGGCGGUAGCGACGAAGGACCUGCCGGGUCAGCUGCUGAGCAGGAGCCGGAAGCCUUGCAGCUGUGUGCUAUCGCUCUCGCUGACUGCCUCGGCUCACACGGUGGCCUCACAGAGCUGCGCUUCGCAUCGGCGCCGUGGCGGCGGCCGCAGCCGCGCUCGGCAGCAGGGGGCGGCGGCGGGGACGCUGGCGGCAGUAGCAGCCGCUGCCGGCGUGUGCUGGCGCCGCUGGCCCUGAUACAGCAAGUCAAUGCUGCCCUCUGUGCGCAGCCCGGCUCCGCAAAAGCCGCAGCAUCGGGCAGCGCAACGGACGGCGUGGGAGGCAACGGCGGGCUGACCGGCAGUAGCAGUAGCAGCGCUGGCGGCAGUAGCAGUGGCGGCGGGCACAGUGACCUGGGUCUGCGGUCUGUUGUGAUAGACUGCAGCACGCCCAGUGCCGACCCUUAUGAGGCAGAGCUGCUCGACCUGCACCUGCCCAGCCUAACCCUGCUACUGCUGGACUUCGCGGCUUGUAGCGGCGGCAGCACUUCCAGCGGCCUACACCCCGUCUUCGGUUCCAUGGCCCUUUUACCGGCAGCCUCUGCCUCUGCCUCUGCUGCCCCUACUGCCUCUACUGCCUCUGCUGCCUCCACUGCCACCGCUGCCGUGUUGCACAGAGGCGCCGCCCAGCCGCCGCGCCUGCCGCUGCGGCCGCUGCCGCCCUCGCCGCUGCGCCUGACCCGCCUGACGCUGUGCGGCGUGGCGGUGCCCGCCGCCGCCCUGUCCAGCCUGCGGCACCUGGCAGCCGGGGGGCUGCAGCGCCUGCACCUGUCCCUCUCCUGCGCCCGGCCCUACGAGCCGCUGGUGGGCGCCCUGCCACACCUGGCGCCCAGCCUCACACACCUGCACCUGCACCUGCACACGCCGCCGCCGCUGCCGCCGGCCGCCGCCGCGGUGGCGGCGGCCGCGGAGCGGGCCUGGCGGCAGCAGCACCGGCACGCCUCGGGCCCCCGGGACCCGGAUGCCCAACCACAUGCGGGCAGCGCUGCCGGCAGCGGUUGCAGCGGUUGGAGUGAUGGCGCUUGGGGUGGCGGCAUUGGCGGGCGGCGGCACAAGCCCAAGCCCAAGCUGCCGCAGCCGCCGCACCUGGACGAGCUGUGCGAGUAUGGGGAGGUGGGGUGGCACUGGCGGCGGGAGCUGCUGGAGGGGGGCGUGCUGGCGGCGGGCGGCGAGUGCGGCGUGUACGGCGGCGCAGGCGGGGCCGGCGGCGGCGGCGGCGGCGGCGGCGGCAGCGGCGGCGGCAGCGGCGGCUCGCGUGCUCCGGACCUGGACGCGUCUCACCUGGCGGCGGUGGUGGCUCAGUGCGGGCGACUGGUGGCGUUGGAGCUGCCGGGGGAGGAGCUGGACCCACACAUGCCGCUGCUGCUGCAGUGUCUGACGGCGCUGACGCACCUGGAGGCGCGGCAGCUGGCGCCCUGGCGGCUGGACCGGCACGCCGCCUUCCCGCGCCUGCGCUCCCUGGCGCUGCCCAUGGCCUGGCCGCAACACCUCACGCCGCUGCUGCGCCACCUGCCCGGACUGGCGACGCUGAGGGCGGACCUGUACCUGCACGCGGAGGGCCGCGGGCAGGGCAGGCCAGGCGGAGGCGGCGGCGGCGGGAGGAGGAGGAGUGGAGGAGGAGGGCGAGGAGGAGGAGGAGGAGGGGGAGGGAGCAGGGAGCGGCAGCGGCAGGGAGGGAGGGAGCGCGGCAGGGGCGGCGCAGGAGGUGGUGGAGGGGGAGGGGGAGGGGGAGGAGGAGGCGGGGUGGAGGUCGAGUGUGAGGGGGCGGCGGAGCUGUAUACCCAGCUGGCGGCGCUGGCGGGCGGGCUGGGUGGCGUGCGGCACGUGGAGCUGCAGCUGUCAGUCAUGAGGCACGAACCCUGGGACUGGGCGCUGGUGCUGCGGGAGGUCCUGUCCGUGCCCGGCCUGCGCGGCCUGAGCCUGCGCCUGCCCCAGCCCGACAGCGGGCCGCCGCUGCGGCCGCCGCACCUGUCGGCGCUGUGCGGCCGCGCCCGGCGACUGACGCGGCUGGCGCUGCUGCUGGGCCCCGGCGCCGACUGCUCCAGACUGGAGAUGGGAUGCUGGCUGCACGCGCUGCGGGAGCUGCCGCGCCUGCGACUGGUGCAGCUGUACACGGGGGAUCGCCCCAGCCCCGCAGGGGCAGUGUCAGUGCCAGGCGGAGGCUCCAAGUGCGGGGCCAGCAGCGGCCGCCCACGCAGCCAGUCCACGACCGCGCUCGUAGCAGCCGGCGUCGCUAGGGCCGCGCCGCAGCGAGGCACGGCGGCGGCUCCAGCGCUGAGGCCGGCGGCGGCGGCGGUUCUGGAGGCCGGUCGUGGAAUACAGGGGGUGCGGCCCGGCACGGUGGCUGUGGGCAGUGGUGAUUAUGCAGGACGGAAAGGCCGGCGGCGGCAGCGGCGGCAGCGCAGGGAGCGGGCAGCGCGGCGGCGCGGCGGCGGCGGCGAGUCGGACUGCGGCUCUUCCUCGUCGUCGUCGUCGGGCGGCGCACAUGGCGCGGCUGGCGGCGGCGGCACCAGUGACCGCGAUGCCGGCAGUGGCAGUGACCACCGGGGUGGGGAUGCCGAUGCUGGAGGGUGCAGUGAUGCCGGCGGCAGCGGUGGUGGCAGCAGCGGCGACGGCGGCAGCAGCGAGGUAAGCAGCUUGGAGGAUGACCGCAGCAGCUCCUCGGGUGGUGGUGGCGGAUGGAGCGACGGCCACGCGGCGGCGGCGCGGGAGCUGGGGCCAGAGGCUGCCGCAAGGGCGCAGCGAGGGGAGCGCGGUGAUGGCGGCGUCCGUGUCGUGCAGUUGCAGUGCAGCUUCCUGACGGGGGCAGAGGCGGAGACUAUCAACAUGGCACUGCGGGAGCAGCGAGGCGCGGGGACAGAGGUGGUGGUAGCGGCGGGCCUGCACCCGCGCUGGGUGUGGGCGCAAGGGCCGAUGUCGGACGCAGACUGAGGUGGUCUAACCGAGUGGAUGGCUACGGAGUUACCAUAUACGGUACUGCUGCCGCAGAUCUUAAGACCACUCGCGGGCCCGUGGCGAAUAGGCGCAAUCAGCGGGUGCGGGUGGGUGAAGCUAAUGCACAUGUUUAGACCGCUCGCAGACUCGGGGGCGCUCGUGGACGACAUUUUGUUACAGGCAGAGCUGGGGGACAGGUCAUGCGGUCAUGCGGUCGUAGGGUUUCGCCAUGCCCCAUCGCGUGCCGGC
Molecule: messenger RNA, 3864 nt
Organism: Chlamydomonas reinhardtii
Lineage: Eukaryota; Viridiplantae; Chlorophyta; Chlorophyceae; Chlamydomonadales; Chlamydomonadaceae
Exons: 4
Coding region: 40-3612 (1190 amino acids)
Source: RefSeq, a predicted model, not a curated record